Candoia aspera is the source of this 8121-nucleotide messenger RNA. RefSeq names its product calcium voltage-gated channel subunit alpha1 C (gene CACNA1C). Gene Ontology annotation, biological process: calcium ion import across plasma membrane. The coding region runs from base 620 to 7111 and encodes 2163 amino acids. Gene Ontology annotation, cellular component: voltage-gated calcium channel complex; membrane. Lineage: Eukaryota; Metazoa; Chordata; Lepidosauria; Squamata; Candoiidae. The transcript has 48 exons. Gene Ontology annotation, molecular function: high voltage-gated calcium channel activity. The record is from RefSeq and is a predicted model, not a curated record.
GCAGAGCGCACGGCGCUGGCUCGGAAGAGGAGAAGCCGCCGCUCGCCGCCGCCUUUCAGCCUCGCUGUCCCCCGGUAUUUCCCCCACGCCCGCCUUCUCCCGUUCCUGGAUCUUGACUCGGGAGAGAGACAUUUGAGCGCCCCGGACAUUUUUCGUCCUCCCGCCCUUCUCGGGGGAUGCGCUUUCGCCCCUCUCCUCCACUUCCCUGCGCGGUGGCUUUGAGUUUCUCCCCCCGGACCCCUCGGCUUUCCAGAGACAAGAACCAGGCGGAGAAAGCGAGCGGGAGACCGGGGAGAGCCCAGCACUUCUCCGAGUCGGCCGCCGCCGCCGCCGGUGCGCUGAAUUCUUGGGCAGGAGCCCGGAUGUUCUCUGAGGAUGCUUUGCAAUUGUACUAGAGGAGGCAAUACUGGAGCGAAUCAGGGUUUGGGCUUUGAUGCAAUCAUGGGAAUCAGGUAAUAACCGACCGGGGGAAUUUAAUCGCCGCAGCAGCUUCGGUUUCUUCCUCGAACUGCUCCCCCUUCCAGCGACCUCGGCUGUUUGGGAUUUGGAGGAAUUAACACUAGAACUCCGACUUGGGUGAUUAUUGUUGUUGCUACCGGUCCCUCGUUCCUCUACUUAAAUGGUCAAUGAAAACAAGAGGAUGUACAUUCCAGAAGAAAACCACCAAGGUUCCAACUAUGUGAGUCCCCGUCCGGCUCAUGCCAACAUGAAUGCCAAUGCAGCAACAGGGCUGGCACCUGAGCAUAUCCCUACUCCGGGUGCAGCCCUCUCCUGGCAGGCUGCUAUCGAUGCUGCCAGGCAGGCCAAGUUGAUGGGUGCUGCUGGCAAUGCAACCAUAUCCACCGCUAGCUCCACACAGAGGAAACGGCAACAGUAUGGGAAACAGAAAAAACAGGGUACCACGACAGCUACGCGUCCUCCCCGGGCACUGCUGUGUUUAACGCUGAAAAACCCCAUCCGGAGGGCAUGUAUCAGUAUUGUUGAAUGGAAAUAUCCUUUUCUGAUACCAUUUGAAAUUAUUAUUUUACUGACUAUUUUUGCCAAUUGUGUGGCCUUAGCUAUCUAUAUCCCCUUUCCAGAAGAUGAUUCCAAUGCCACCAAUUCCAAUCUGGAACGAGUGGAAUAUCUCUUUCUCAUAAUUUUUACAGUGGAAGCAUUUUUAAAAGUAAUAGCAUAUGGACUUCUCUUUCAUCCUAACGCUUACCUCCGCAAUGGCUGGAAUUUACUAGAUUUUAUAAUUGUGGUAGUAGGGCUUUUUAGUGCAAUUUUAGAACAAGCAACCAAAGCAGAUGGGGUAAAUUCACUAGGAGGCAAAGGGGCUGGAUUUGAUGUUAAAGCACUUCGGGCUUUCCGAGUACUGCGCCCUUUACGGCUGGUAUCUGGAGUUCCUAGCCUUCAGGUGGUGUUAAAUUCCAUUAUCAAGGCCAUGGUCCCAUUGCUGCACAUUGCCCUGCUGGUGCUGUUUGUCAUAAUUAUCUAUGCCAUCAUUGGGCUAGAGCUGUUCAUGGGAAAGAUGCACAAGACCUGCUACAUAACAGGGAUUGCCACAGAUACACUUGCAGAAGAGGAACCUGCUCCCUGUGCUCCUAUAUCUCAACAUGGACGGCAGUGUCAGAAUGGCACUGACUGUAGGCCCAUAUGGGAGGGACCCAAACAUGGCAUUACCAACUUUGACAACUUUGCCUUUGCCAUGUUAACUGUGUUUCAGUGCAUCACCAUGGAGGGCUGGACAGAUGUGCUGUACUGGGUCAAUGAUGCCAUAGGAAGGGAGUGGCCCUGGAUCUAUUUUGUUACACUAAUCAUCAUAGGCUCAUUUUUUGUACUUAACUUGGUUCUCGGUGUACUUAGCGGGGAGUUUUCUAAAGAGAGAGAGAAAGCAAAAGCUCGGGGUGACUUUCAGAAGUUAAGAGAGAAACAACAACUGGAGGAGGACCUAAAGGGAUAUCUGGACUGGAUAACCCAAGCAGAAGAUAUAGAUCCAGAAAAUGAGGAUGAAGGCAUGGAUGAGGAGAAGCCCCGAAACAUGAGCAUGCCCACAAGUGAGACAGAAUCUGUGAACACUGACAAUGUGGCUGGAGGUGAUAUUGAAGGAGAAAACUGUGGUGCACGGCUGGCGCACCGGAUUUCUAAGUCUAAGUUUAGCCGCUACUGGCGUAGAUGGAAUCGAUUCUGCAGACGAAAAUGCCGAGCUGCUGUCAAAUCAAAUGUGUUCUACUGGCUUGUGAUCUUCCUUGUGUUCCUCAACACGCUUGCCAUUGCCUCUGAGCAUUACAACCAGCCAGACUGGCUUACUGAAGUCCAAGACACUGCGAAUAAGGUAUUGCUGGCUCUUUUCACGGCUGAGAUGCUGCUAAAGAUGUACAGUCUGGGUCUUCAGGCAUACUUUGUGUCCCUCUUCAACCGCUUUGAUUGUUUCAUCGUGUGCGGUGGAAUCCUGGAGACCAUCUUAGUGGAAACAAAGAUCAUGUCCCCACUUGGCAUCUCCGUGCUGAGAUGUGUACGACUUCUGAGAAUCUUUAAAAUCACAAGGUACUGGAAUUCCUUGAGUAAUUUGGUGGCUUCCUUGCUCAACUCGGUGCGCUCCAUUGCCUCCCUGCUGCUGCUCCUCUUCCUCUUCAUCAUCAUCUUCUCCCUCCUAGGGAUGCAGCUCUUUGGGGGCAAGUUUAACUUUGAUGAGAUGCAGACCAGGAGAAGCACCUUUGACAACUUUCCUCAGUCAUUGCUCACUGUGUUUCAGAUCCUGACUGGGGAAGACUGGAAUUCAGUGAUGUAUGAUGGGAUCAUGGCUUAUGGCGGCCCCUCUUUUCCAGGAAUGUUGGUCUGUAUUUACUUCAUCAUCCUCUUCAUCUGUGGAAACUAUAUCUUGCUGAAUGUCUUUUUGGCCAUUGCUGUGGACAAUCUUGCUGAUGCCGAAAGCUUGACAUCUGCUCAAAAGGAGGAGGAAGAGGAAAAAGAAAGGAAAAAACUAGCGAGAACUGCUAGUCCUGAAAAAAAACAGGAGCCUGAGAAGCCGGCUGUGGAGGGAGAGGCAAAGGAGGAAAAAAUUGAGCUGAAAUCAAUUACAGCUGAUGGAGAAUCUCCACCUUCUAAUAAGAGCAACACAGAUGAAUAUCAGCCUAAUGAAAAUGAAGAGAAAAAUCCCUAUCCUACUGCAGAGACACCAGGAGAGGAAGAAGAAGAAGAGCCAGAGAUGCCUGUUGGGCCUCGUCCUCGCCCUAUGUCUGAACUGCACCUCAAGGAGAAAGCAGUGCCAAUGCCAGAAGCCAGUGCUUUUUUCAUCUUCGGUCACAGCAACAGGUUUCGGGUCCACUGCCAUCGCAUCGUUAAUAACAACAUUUUCACCAACCUGAUCCUCUUUUUCAUCUUGCUCAGCAGCAUCUCUCUGGCAGCAGAGGACCCAGUUCAACAUUACUCUGUUAGAAACCAAAUCCUAGGCAAUGCAGAUUAUGUCUUCACUAGUAUCUUUACAUUAGAAAUUAUUCUUAAGAUGACUGCUUAUGGAGCCUUUCUUCACAAAGGCUCCUUCUGCAGGAACUACUUCAACAUCCUGGACCUGCUGGUGGUUAGCGUUUCUCUCAUCUCCUUCGGGAUCCAGUCUAGCGCAAUCAACGUAGUGAAGAUUUUACGAGUUUUGAGAGUCCUCAGACCAUUGCGGGCAAUCAACAGAGCAAAGGGUCUAAAGCAUGUGGUUCAAUGCGUAUUUGUAGCUAUCCGGACCAUAGGGAAUAUCGUGAUCGUGACCACCUUGCUGCAGUUCAUGUUUGCCUGCAUUGGAGUUCAGUUGUUCAAGGGCAAACUGUACAGCUGCACCGAUAGCUCCAAGCAAACAGAAGCAGAGUGCAAGGGCAAUUUUAUCACUUACAAGGAUGGAGAGGUGUCUCAACCGAUGAUUCAGGCCCGAAGCUGGGAGAAUAGCAAAUUUGAUUUUGACAAUGUCCUCACAGCUAUGAUGGCCCUUUUCACUGUUUCAACCUUUGAAGGCUGGCCAGAACUGCUGUAUCAAUCCAUAGAUUCCCAUAUGGAGGAUGUGGGGCCAAUCUAUAACCACAGGGUGGAGAUCUCAAUUUUCUUCAUUAUUUAUAUCAUCAUCAUUGCUUUCUUCAUGAUGAACAUCUUUGUUGGUUUUGUCAUCGUCACAUUUCAAGAGCAAGGAGAACAGGAAUAUAAGAACUGUGAGCUUGACAAGAACCAGCGCCAAUGUGUAGAAUAUGCCCUGAAGGCCCGGCCCCUGCGGAGGUAUAUCCCCAAAAACCAGUACCAAUAUAAAGUAUGGUAUGUGGUGAACUCCACCUAUUUUGAAUACCUGAUGUUCGUCCUCAUCUUGCUGAACACCAUCUGCCUGGCCAUGCAGCACUAUGGUCAAAGUCCUAUCUUCAAAGAAGCAAUGAACAUCCUCAACAUGCUGUUCACUGGCCUUUUCACCAUUGAGAUGGUUCUGAAGUUAAUUGCCUUCAAACCCAAGGGUUACUUUAGUGAUCCUUGGAAUAUUUUUGACUUCCUCAUCGUAAUUGGCAGCAUUAUAGACGUCAUUCUCAGUGAAACUAAUCACUAUUUCUGUGAUGCAUGGAAUACAUUUGACGCCUUGAUUGUUGUGGGUAGCAUUGUUGAUAUAGCAAUCACCGAGGUGACCAACACAGAGGACAACUCUCGCAUCUCAAUCACCUUUUUCCGACUCUUCCGUGUGAUGCGUCUGGUGAAGCUCUUGAGUCGAGGGGAGGGCAUCCGCACGCUGCUCUGGACCUUCAUCAAGUCUUUCCAGGCUCUCCCCUAUGUGGCUCUGUUAAUAGUGAUGCUGUUUUUCAUCUAUGCGGUGAUUGGGAUGCAGGUGUUUGGUAAAAUUGCACUAAAUGAUACUACAGAAAUCAACAGGAACAACAACUUUCAAACAUUUCCUCAGGCUGUGCUCCUGCUUUUCAGAUGUGCUACUGGUGAAGCUUGGCAGGAAAUCAUGCUGGCAUGCCUGCCUGAUAAGAAGUGCGAUCCUGAUUCCUUGGACCCAAACAAUUUUAUUGAAGGUGAACAUCCCUGUGGGAGCAGCUUUGCUGUAUUUUAUUUCAUCAGUUUCUACAUGCUUUGUGCCUUCCUAAUCAUUAACCUUUUUGUUGCUGUUAUCAUGGAUAAUUUUGAUUACCUAACACGUGAUUGGUCAAUUCUGGGUCCUCAUCAUCUGGAUGAGUUUAAACGGAUUUGGGCAGAAUAUGAUCCUGAAGCCAAGGGACGUAUCAAACACCUAGAUGUUGUAACACUCCUGCGUCGGAUACAACCUCCACUGGGUUUUGGAAAACUUUGUCCUCACAGGGUAGCUUGCAAGCGCCUUGUCUCUAUGAAUAUGCCAUUGAAUAGCGAUGGAACUGUUAUGUUUAAUGCAACCUUAUUUGCACUGGUUAGAACAGCACUGAGAAUCAAAACAGAAGGUAACUUGGAACAAGCCAAUGAAGAGCUGCGUGCAAUCAUUAAGAAAAUCUGGAAGCGCACUAGCAUGAAGCUGUUGGAUCAGGUUGUACCCCCAGCAGGUGAUGAUGAAGUCACAGUUGGAAAAUUCUAUGCCACAUUCCUGAUUCAGGAGUAUUUCCGGAAAUUCAAAAAACGCAAAGAACAGGGUCUUGUGGGCAAACCUUCACAACGUAAUGCUCUUUCUCUACAGGCUGGUCUGCGCACAUUACAUGACAUUGGACCAGAGAUUCGAAGGGCAAUAUCUGGAGACUUAACAGCAGAAGAGGAAUUAGACAAGGCCAUGAAAGAAGCUGUUUCUGCUGCUUCUGAAGAUGACAUUUUCAGGAGAGCUGGUGGCUUGUUUGGAAAUCAUGUCAGCUAUUACCAAAGUGAUGGCAGAAGCUCAUUCCCUCAGACAUUCACCACUCAGCGCCCUUUGCACAUCAACAAAUCUAGCAACAACCAGGGAGACACUGAAUCCCCAUCCCAUGAGAAGCUUGUAGAUUCCACCUUCACUCCAAGUAGUUACUCCUCAUCAGGUUCCAAUGCUAACAUCAAUAAUGCCAAUAAUACUGCCUUGAGCCGCUUUUCCAGUCCACCAAGCUAUCCCAACACCGUCAGCACCGUGGAUGGCCACAGCACCCCUUCAUCCACCACUGUACGGAUCCAGGAAGUUCCUUGGAAGCUCAGCUGCAGAAGGACGCAUUAUUAUGAAACACUAGGGAGAUCCUAUUCCAGAGACAGCCAGGUGGCAAUUGUUAGUGAAGAGGAAGCUUCUCAGGAGGAAGAAACAUACAAUGAGCAACUAAAUGAAGAAGCUGAAUAUUGUAGUGAACCAAAUCUGUUAUCCACUGAAAUGUUAUCAUACCAAGAUGAUGAACACAGACAGCUAACUCCCCCUGAAAACAAAGAAGGCAUCCAGCAGUCUCCAAAGAUUGGAUUUCUGCAUUCCUCAUCACUAAGUCGAAGAGCAUCCUUUCAUCUGGAGUGUCUAAAGAGACAGAAAAAUCAGAGUGCAGGUGUCCCACAGAAAACAAUAUUACCUUUGCAUCUAGUACAUCGUCAGGCACUAGCAGUUGCAGGUCGGAGUCCUCUUCGAAGUGGUCAUUUACCAGUAAGAUCUUCUCGAUCCUGUGGCGCAUCCUCUGCAAGACAUUGUACACAGGACUGGCCACAGGUUAAAGGCUUGUGGCCUGAUGAAGAGGAGUCCAACAAGAAACUCAAUAAUAGCUUCCCAUCAAUAUACUGCAGCUCCUCAUAUUGUGAUGGCACCAGCUCUAGCAGCACCCGAAAAGCCAGGCCAGUCUCCCUUACAGCUCCCAGUCAGACAAGAGAGUGUGGCAGGCAAUUUCACGGUAGUGCCAACAGCCUUGUUGAAGCGGUCUUGAUUUCGGAAGGACUGAUGCAGUUUGCGCAAGAUCCAAAGUUCAUUGAGGUUACCACCCAAGAGCUAGCUGAUGCCUGUGACUUGACAAUAGAAGAGAUGGAGAAUGCUGCAGACAACAUUCUCAAUGGUAACAGCAAACCAAGCCCCAAUGGCAACCUCUUGCCUUUUGUUAACUGCAGGGACCCAGGGCAGGACUGUAUGGGCGAAGAAGCAGAAGCAGCCCAAAACCCAGAUUGUAGGAAAAGUCAAGAGGAGCCUAAGGAUACCAGGAUUUAUAUCAGCAGCCUGUAGUUGCUGAGGCUGAAAGUGAUGCUGGUUUUUUAAUUUGUUUCAAUGUUCCUAAUGGGUUUGUUUCAGAAGUGCCUCACUGUUCUCGUGACCUGGAGUAACCAGAACAGCAUUCUUCAUUUAUUUCUGUCGGGAAGAAUCGCAGAGUUGGGUGGUGUAAAAGAGCUUUUCAGGAGUGAAUAUACAACCCCAGCAUGUGUCCAUGAAGGAAAAAUCAGGAGAAGGAAAAGGCAGUGUGUCAGCUCCCUUCUUUUUUCAGUCCCUGCACAAGGAACAACAGCUGCUUCCUGAAUGUGAAGGAAAACCUCAGCUUCCUGUGGAUGGCCGUAGCCAAAAGGACACUGUAUCAAGCAGGUGUCUUUCAAUUCUGCUUGUACAAAAAGGAAUCAUUUUGCACAUGUUCUGUAUGAGCCUCACUGUCUCCAUAAAGCCAAGACCCUUCUGAUCUACAAGUGGAAUAGACUUCUGCAACAGGUCCCACACACUGCUGAGGAGGAGGAAGCAGAAGUUGCAAGAUAGGAGAUGCAGGUGGCAAUAUUGCAGAUGUUUCUUGAUGGAAAUGCAGAGACUCCCAGGCAGUAUUCUCUGCCAACCAAUCAGAGCUCAGGCAGUCUUCUCUGCCAAACAGAGUUCAAGACAGCUAGCUGUGCCAAUGGCUCAAAGAGCACGAAGCCAGUUCUGUCAAAAGGAGUUCAGGCAACCCGCCCAUUUCUAAGAGAGGUGGCGAUGGGCUUAUGUAGAUCUCUCCUUGUUCUUGCUAUUUAAUAUUUUCUUGAAAGCAUGUUCCAAUUUUUAUUUUUGGAUACUUUAUUUUAUUGUAUUUUAUUUUUUAAGGGAGAGGGAUGGAGUGUUUACAAAAGUUUUGUAAUCACAUGUCUUUUUGUUUUUCACCUUCACAAAUGUUUAACAUUGAUUUAUUUUUUUGUUUUUGUUUUCCUCCACUGACAUUUGGUAGAAGCUAAUGAUAUUAGGAGUUUUGCCAACCAUAAUGUACACCAGACUUUGUAAUUUUA